AUUGCCAUCAAUAAUAUUUCAAAUUUAUAUUUUACAGAUUAGACUCUGGGUUUAAAACAGUCAUUAGAGGUUAUUUUUUGAGUGUAAAAAAACUGUGACAAACUUAUCUGUCAUCUCAAAGAAUACCCACAUUGGUACACUACAGGGCUUUUCAGUACUGAUGAAAGAUAAGGGGGUUUUUUUCUUGCAGUUUGUUGUUUUCUCCUUUGCGGUGAGAUCUACUUCCCACUGAGCGGAAGGAAGGACAUGUUUUGUAGUUUUAUCUCGAUCCAAGACCAUCUCCGCCCCAGAUCACACCCCUAUAGGUUAAACGCCUCAAAGCUCUCAAGUUAGAACCAGGCUGUUUCUAUCCCUUCAUCCAUCAGGAGGAAUCUUUUUCUGAAAAGCGUUGGACAGAUGGGGAGAGUCUGACAGGAAAUAUAUCUCAUAAUAAGAAGUUAAUGGAGAAUAUAUUUGUGCCUCCGCUGGCUCUCCGCGGGAUCUCCGUGAACAGCGGCUCCGCGCGCCACAAGGAUGCGCUCCGGCUGGGGAUGCCCUUCCACAUCGACACCGCCUACUUCGACCAGGGGUUCCCCUGCGGGCGGUUGCCCUGCUUCCCCUUCCCCGCUCCCUUCGGCGUGUGCGAGUACUCCUUCGAGCCCGCGUUCAUCCAGAAGCGGAACGAGCGCGAGCGGCACCGGGUGCGCUGCGUCAACGAGGGGUACGCGCGCCUCAGAGAGCACCUGCCGCAGGAGUUUGAGGACAAGCGGCUCAGUAAAGUGGAGACGCUGCGAGCGGCCAUUGACUACAUCAAGCACCUGCAGGGCCUGCUGGACGUGGACGUCUCCCGGAUGGAGAUGUCGUUCAAUGAGGCGCGCGACUGCGAGGCUCUGCGGCGGAGGACAGAGUGCGGAAGUGACGGAGAGUCCAAAGCUAGCAUGAGCGACAGCGGGGAUAAUGUUUACUGAAGAUUUCCAUAAGCAAAAAUACAGUUUAGGGAAAGAGAUGUUAAAAAAAAA
Messenger RNA from Poecilia latipinna (sailfin molly), 998 nucleotides. RefSeq names its product achaete-scute homolog 4. Gene Ontology annotation, biological process: developmental process; regulation of transcription by RNA polymerase II. Gene Ontology annotation, molecular function: DNA-binding transcription factor activity, RNA polymerase II-specific; protein dimerization activity; RNA polymerase II transcription regulatory region sequence-specific DNA binding. The record is from RefSeq and is a predicted model, not a curated record. The transcript has 2 exons. The coding region runs from base 441 to 947 and encodes 168 amino acids. Lineage: Eukaryota; Metazoa; Chordata; Actinopteri; Cyprinodontiformes; Poeciliidae.